Oppiella nova is the source of this 840-nucleotide messenger RNA. The record is from the annotation of a GenBank genome assembly. NCBI's taxonomy places the organism in Eukaryota, Metazoa, Arthropoda, Arachnida, Sarcoptiformes, Oppiidae.
AUGUCUCACUGCCACAGCAAUCACUUGUCAACACUUCCCAAUUGGACGCCUAAAGACAUACGAGAGCCUCAACUCGAGAACGAGCUGAAGGAGUGUUGCGGUCGAGUCUUCAUUGACAGCGCGCCUGAGUUUUGUAUCCCAGAAACGUCGACCAUAAACCUGAAACACGUGGAUGUGAUCCUGAUAUCCAACUAUCAGUCGAUGUUAGCGCUUCCAUACAUCACUGAACGCACAGAAUUCUCCGGCAUUGUCUUCGCCACGGAUCCCACCCUUCAGAUCGCCAAACAGUUUAUGGAAGAAAUGGUUAAAUACAUCGAAAGGACUCCCAAAGCGCGACAGGCAUCGCUCUGGAAGAAGUCCAGUGUCUAUAAACAUAUUCCUCUGGCCUUUAAUGUGGACACCAAUCAAAAUAGUAAACCAUUUUUGUGGCAACAGAUCUACUCGACUAAAGAACUCAAUAAUUCUCUAUCGAAAGUCAAAGUCAUUGGAUUCGCGGAACAAAUUGAUAUCUUUGGUUCACUUCAAGCACAAGCCCUCAGCGCCGGCUAUUGUAUCGGUUCGUGUAAUUGGGUUAUCACUAGUAAUCACGAGAAGAUUGUGUAUCUGUCCAACUCAUCCACUCUGACCACUCACCCCAAGCCCAUGGAUCACAUUCCGCUGCGAAAUGCCGACGUACUGGUGCUCAACAACUUGAGCCAAACACCUCAUGUUAAUCCCGACUCAAUGUUAGGCGAAUUCUGCGUUAAUAUCGGAAAAGCGCUUCAAAUGGGUGGCAAUGUAUUGGUUCCCUGUUAUUCUUCAGGUGUUAUUUAUGAUCUGUUCGAAUGUCUAGCUCUACAU